AUGUCUGCUCUCUCUACUGCCUCACGCCGCUCCUUGACCUUCGCCCAUAUGGACCACGGAAAGAAUGACACGAUCAAGAGUGCACCGCUGUGGAGGGACGAGAACGCAACAGAGAGCGAGGCGGAUGUAAAAGCCGACAGGGAGCCCCUCCCUUCGGACUUGCACGAGCUCCAGCGCGAGUCUGUCGAGACCAUCCAGUCCAAGUAUAAUGGCAGUCAAAUGUCUGGCUCCAACCACUAA
Molecule: messenger RNA, 240 nt
Organism: Linnemannia hyalina
Lineage: Eukaryota; Fungi; Mortierellomycota; Mortierellomycetes; Mortierellales; Mortierellaceae
Source: the annotation of a GenBank genome assembly